Molecule: messenger RNA, 835 nt
Organism: Medioppia subpectinata
Lineage: Eukaryota; Metazoa; Arthropoda; Arachnida; Sarcoptiformes; Oppiidae
Source: the annotation of a GenBank genome assembly
CAAAUGGCGGAUUAAAUGGCACUACAGUUGCCAUUCAUUUGAAUUGUUUUCAUUAAUCGUGUGAUUUGUUUGCGAAGACACGACUGUCGCCAUUGAGUGAUGAGUUGAUCCCACCAUCGCUUUCAGCCAUACGAUGAGGAAUAUAUCGAUUCACUUAAACGACAACAACAAUGUGAGUGGUAUAAGCCGUGGAAGUCCUUUGCGGUCGAGUAUCCGUAUAUCGCCGCCAAUCGCACCAAACAAUGACACAAAAGCCAAUCUUCGGACCAAUUCAUCGACAAAUGUGAUGAGAAGUGAUUCAGAGCCGCACUCUUUGAUGCAGAGCCACACUUCUGGUGUCCUUACAAACAAUGUAUUGCCAAAGAAUUGCACUGAUUUUGGAAACGAUAUGUUUUCGCAUCCUUUCUAUGACACAAAUAAUUAUUUGUCUCACAAUAUGAACAAAAUGAAUAAAUACGGUCUAACUGUGAACCAGACAGCUAUGGGAGCGCCCAAUGGGUGUGCUAUGAAUGGUGUUGGCUGUGGUCAGUCGAGCUCAAUGGCAGCGCCAGGGUUUCUCUGGUUCUGGUACCGCAUCUGCACCCUGCACAGUCAGGGUCGUGAUCAUCAUUACUAUCGUCUUUUAGGUCUAUAUCAUGGCACUUCAGGGCAAUCGCAUCGCGUUUCUGUCCACAGCUGCGAGUCUUUGGGCUCUCAGUCGAGCCAUAAAGAGAACUACAAUCGGAACUCGUCUUCGUCUUCGAGUAUUGGGAGCGGAAAUAGUGUGACAAUCGAAGCGGACAUCACAACCAUAAGUGCAGCUAAUGUUUACGAUCACAACCGGCCUUCACCGUAA